AAUCUCACUAAAACAGGGGGGAAGUGGAAGUGGCCGACAUUCGGUUCGUAACGUCAGCGUUCGUGUCACUUGUUCCCUGCGCACAAAUAGUCAGUAGAGUCGAUGCUUAUGUGCCGAUGUUGAAAACGUGAUUUUAGUACAAAAUGUUUAAAGUUUUCCGAUUAUUAAAGUGAGUUAUAUUUUACUGAAAAUCACAUCAAAUGUUUCCUAAUUUCUAGUAUAGUGUAUUAAUUAUAGUAUUUUAGUGUAGUGUACAGUGUGUCCCCAAGGUUUACCUAUACAAAAAUGUCUGACGAGGACUACAAUAAAAAGAUGGAAGGGUUACAAAAAUAUAUUCCAUUUCUGGAAAAUAUGAUAAUUCAACUUAAAGAUCCCAAUAAAAAGAACAGAGAACAACAGCUUAAUAAAAUGGAAUCUUUAUAUGCAAUGAUUACAGAUAAGAAGAAAAAACUAAAAGUCGAGACCUUAAAUAAAUGUGAGGACGUUAUCUCGAAAUUGUACAUAAAAGUGAACCACAAAUCUAUUGAAUCAGAUAAUGAGACUACCAGAACGAUUAGUAUAAGCCCUAGUUUUUCAGAUAAUUCCACAGCUUCUUCGAUACCAUCGGAAAGAGUACUCAACGACAAAGGAGAUGAUUACACUAGCAAAAGGGAAGGCGAAAGAAGCUUAAAAUCAGAUGAGCAGAAAAGAAAUCUUUCUAGGGGGAAAACCACUGAAAUUUCAAAACCUCCCAUUAGUCUUGACGAUUUAAAGUGUUUGGAGGUUGACGUGCAAGAAAAAAUAAAUGAGGCAGCUAGUUUAAAAGAAUUAACUGAGAAACGAAACAAAAUUGCCACAGAAUUGAUGUUUGAAAACAUAAAAUCAAUGAAUAAGGACAAAAAACAUGAUUCUAAAAAGAGCCGCUCAAAGUCUGAUCAUAAUAUCAAAUUAGAUAGGGAUGUACGAGCUUCUUCAAAUGAACGGCAUUCAAAGAAAUCGAAAGAACCUGCUGUACCGAAGGUACCUUCAAAAAUUGUAAAAGAAGUAACCAGUGGCUUUGCUAGUACUUUAUCAGACAUUGAUGACAAAAUCAAAGAAGUGAAUAGAAAGCGGGAGGAACGUAGUAGUGGCUUUGGUAGUACUGUAUCAGAUAUUGAUGACAAAAUCAAAGAAGUGAAUAGAAAGCGGGAAGAACGUAGUAGUGGUUUUGGUAGUACUUUAUCAGAUAUUGAUGAUAAAAUCAAAGAAGUUAAUAGAAAGCGGGAAGAACGUAGUAGUGGCUUUGGUAGUACUUUAUCAGAUAUGGAUGAUAAAAUCAGAGAACUGAAUAGAAAGCGGGAGGAACGUAGUAGUGGCUUUGCUAGUACUUUAUCAGACAUUGAUGAUAAAAUCAGAGAAGUGAAUAGAAAGCGGGAAGAACGUAGAAACGCGUACUUAAAAGAUGAAAAGAAUAAAACACAAGUACAAAAAUUGAAGGAACAAACGGAAAAGGAAGGAAACCGUACAUCAGAAAGCAACAAUUAUAACAAAGAUGUUAAGAAUUUAAUUAAAUUUGAAAUUAAACGUUUGGAAGAUCCCCGAAUUAAACAUUUGGCAAAUCCUCUUAAACAAGAAGCCUCAAAAACUAAUGCGAAUAAUUUGAAAGAUUCUAAAACUGAACAUGAAGUAGACACCGCUAGUCUCAAAAGGUUGGCUGAAAAGUAUAGUCAGAAACCCCGAAUUGCAGAUGAGGUUGAUAAAAGUAUUACUAAGAGUAUUGAACAAAGUAUGAAAUUGUCGCCUCAAAUAUCGCCCGUAAUAUAUCGGCUGUCAGAUCCACCGCCUCCUCCACCAGCUAGUCUUGUAAAAUGUUCACAGUUGGAACCACAACUUCCGCCAUUCAAACCUCCUCUACCUACGUUAACACAUAAUCCAGUUUUAAGGGGAAGUCACCCCACAGCACGGACUCAUCCUCAAGGUCCAAAUAUUCUGUUAUCCCCCAGAGAAAAUUUUUUAUCUCAUCCAAGUCCCUCUCCACUUAUGUCACCAAGGGAGACUUUUGCUUCAAAUACUCAAUUGGCUUCACCAAGAGAUAAUUUCCAUGCAAAUUCAUCUGUUCCUAUGUCCCCAAGAGAUAAUUUCCAUGCACAUUCAUCUGUUCCUAUGUCCCCAAGAGAUAAUUUUCAUGCAAAUUCAUCUGUACCUAUGUCUCCAAGAGAUAAUUUUCAUGGAAAUUCAUCUGUACCUAUGUCCCCAAGAGAUAGUUUUCUUUCUCCAAGGGAGACUGUCAGUAUAUCCCCUAGAGACAAUUUUGUUUCUGAGUAUGUCAGAGAGGAGUUCAAUUCUAGACGGCCUCGCGUUGAUCAGACCUCUCCAAUUAUGUCUCCAAAUAAUGUACACGUUACACCUAAUAUGCCGCAGAGGUAUAAUCAACCAUUUAAUAAUUUUAAUCAAAUGGAACCACCUCGGUUGGAUUACUAUCCUCAAAACAUAUGUCCCUCUCCUCAGUAUAACCAUAUUCCACCACUAUUAUCAGCGGAUGCUUCUCAUUACCAAGACCAGAAGCCGUUUCAAAAUGUAAAUCCGUAUGGCGUCGUUAAUAGAGAACCGUAUGCACCCAACGAUUUAAGAUGGAGGAUAGGUGAUAACAGACAUUGGGAAAGAAGAGAUUUUAAACCUAGAUUUGGAGGGCCUAUGACAUAUAGAGAACACAGAGAAAUGAGAGAAAAUAGUAGAGAUCCUAGAGUGGUUAGAGAUACAAGGGAGAGAGAUUCAAAAGAUGUCAAAGAUAUUAGAGAUCCUAGACUGAAUAGAGAGGGAUCAGUUAACAGAGAAAAUACUGUUACAAAACAAACCUUGGAUGCAGCUGAAAAGAUUAAUAGGGAUCCAAGACUAAAUAGAGGAAGAUCAUCAAGUCGUGAAGAUUCCAAAUUUGAUCGACUGUAUUCAAGAACAAAUAGGAAUCGAUCACGUUCAAGAUCGAGAUCAUCAACUAGAACGGAAGUGAUUGAAGGUGACACAUUUUCAUCUCCAUUAGAUAGUUUGUAUAACAGUAGAGAAGAACAGAAAUCUGGUAAAGGAUAUGGAGUUCAGAGUUUUAGAAUACCUAAAAAGAAAAAAGAUGAAAAAGAAAAGGCUAAGGAACCAGAGGUCGAAACGAGUAAAGAGACUAUUAGUCAAGAUGAAGAAGGGCAUGAUUAUUCAAAUAAAACUAUUGAUAUAAGUGAUAAUGAAGAAGAUAGUAAAACUUCAGUAAACUGUGUAGAUAACAAAGAAUCUGUUCCCGUAUCGACUUUAAUUGAAACUAAAAUUAAAUCAGAUCCUAAUAAGAACUUAAAUAAAGAGGAGAUACACAACAGUUCGGUGUGUAUCGAUAACGAUGUAUUAGAAGUAACCUCAACCACAAUGGAUAUUUCUUCUCCAGUAUAUAAAGAAGAGGAAUCUCAGCCUUCGGUUAGUGAAGAGCAAACUAAAAGUGAUGUCACUGAUGACAAAAAAGCUGAAAAUAUUUCUAACUCUCAAGAUAGUAAAACUUCGACAAAAAUCGAAGAACCCGUUAAACCUCCCGUCACUGAACAGACAAUACUAGCACAAUUUUUUGCUAAUCUCCUAGGAAGCCAAAAUAAGAAAGAAAAGAAGACUGCCUUAUAUUCUCUAAUUAGUACAUUCUCCGACAGUUUUAGUCCAAAGGAAUUGGGCAAAAUAACUAAAAUUAUUCAUGCCAAAGAAGAGGAUCAAGACAGUUCUGAUGAAGAACUUUCCCAAAAGCCAAGUGUAUCUAAUACCGAGGAGGGUAAUUCCCAAAAAGAAGCAGUGGAAGAAGAUAAGGUAACACAAGAGCAGAAUGCAGAUGACACCGCAGAUGAAAAGAUUAUUCCCAAACGUAAAUUAAGGCAGAGAAAAACUCCAUCUUCAGUUAAACAAAAUAUUGUUGAAGAAAAUAUUGGAGAACAAAAUAUUGGUGAGCAAAAUACUAGCGAAAUUGAAGUUGACAAUGAUGUAUCAUUAAGUGAAAACGUUUUAAGUAGCGAAAACCUUUUAGAAAAGACAGGAGAUCAGUUGGACAAAGAAAGUGGGGUAUUGGUUAGCGUAGGGGAAAGAACAAAAUCAAGAAAACGAACUGCAACGUUAGGAAAUAAGGCUAGAAAAAAGGCUAGAUCUGAAUUGGAUAAGCUUCAUGACGAUAUCCAAGAAAUGUUUAUUAGAGAUGGUGUUUUAACUGCAUCUGGUAAGCGUAUGUGUCAUAUGUUAAAAGACGAUAAGUUUGCGAUGAAUUCAGAAAACGUUGAAUGUAAUGCAGAAGAAAUAGUCACCAAACCAGGUAAAAAACCUCAGCCGAAAAAUAAAAAUCAAAAUAAAAAAAAGACUGAAACUGAACUUAAAACUAUGAAACAUAUAAGGGUAAUUAUACAGAAAAUACCUGAUACAAGUGUUGAUGAAUCUGAGGCAUCGAGACGUUUCACUAGAAGUAUGACAGUUACAGAAAGCGAUGAUGAAUCUUCUAUAAGUACUGGGGUAUCAAUGUCAAACAGAAAUUCAGAUAUCGAAGAUGCAGACAGUCGUUCUGAUAAAGAGGAUGAUAAUUUAUCUACAGGUGACAGUCAUAAGUUAAAAUCAUCAAAACGAAAACGACCGAGAAGUAAUUGGGCGGCAGGUAUAAUUAAAAAAAAGAAAAAGAAACAAAACUUGGAUGAAUUAACGAAGUUGAAAUUACCUGAAAUUGAAAUAUCUCCAAACGAAUCAUUACUUCCCACAAAGGAAUUAUUACUCCCCACAAAGGAAUUAUUACUCCCCACAAAGGAAUUUUGGAUAGAUUUUUCGUUACAGAAAAAGUUCUACAGUUGUAAAUUGUGCAAUUUUCAGGGCAGGUAUAUAACAACACACUACAAAGUAGAACAUCCAGAUUCCGAAGUAUUAAGUGCUAGAUUUAGUCCAGCUCUGGCUGAUGAAGCAAUAGCUGAUGCCCAAAUGAAUAUGGAGAAAUACGAUAAAUAUCAAGUGGUAAAAAGUACAAAGAUCUCAUAUGUAUGUCGUUUUUGUAAAUUUACUACAACUGUUUUGCCUACGCAAUUUUAUGAUCAUUUAACAACCCACACCGGCGAAUACAGACACGUUUGCACACAUUGUCCUGUUUCAUUUUGCACUAGUAAAUCAUUUAAAGCACACGUAAAUAGUAAUCACCAAGGUGCAGAUGACAAACCUGUAGUUCGAAAGGUUUUUAAUGAUGUAAUCAUAUUUGGAUACUUGUGUGCUGAGUGUAACUAUGUCCAAACUAACAAACAAACAAUAGAGCAGCAUAUAAAGAAGUAUCAUUCAGGUGAAACUCCCAUACAUAAAAUUAAUCUGUCUACUAUUUUUGACAAACAAAUUGAAAAGUUUUGCGAACCAAAAAAGUCAAUAGAGGAAAAUAGUAGCAGUAGUACAAUAGUACAUAAUAUAAAUGAUGCAGAAGCUACUGAAAAUGAUAUGACUUCUAGUGAACUUCCAAGUAGUGAUAUUGCACCUUGGAUGAAAAAAUACAAGUCGAAGCCAGGUCCAAAGCCAAAGAAGAAAGUGGAACGUAGAAAAUCAACUAGUGUCGCUCUUCCUUCAAUUAGUGAACCCCUAGAGGUUACUAAGGCGCCUAACAUUAGACGAGGUAUUAAUUCUGAUAUAGAUCUUGACAAAAUUUUGCCCGUGAGAUCUAAGCGAGCUGCUAAGGAAAAAGCACAGGAAAAAUUAAAAGAAAUAAUGGAAAUGACGGACGUUCCAUCUAAAAAGAAAACGGAUGAAAAGCUUACAAAUGAUAGUUCUGGUGCUAAUGAUAUUUCGGAUAAACCAACAAAGGAUAGUUCUUCCCUUGAUGAUAUUUCGGAUAAACCAACAAAGGAUAGUUCUUCCCUUGAUGAUAUUUCGGAUAAACCAACAAAGGAGAGUUCUUGCCUUAACGAUAUUUCGGAAAAAACAGCAAUGGAUAGUUCUUGCUCUAAUGAUAUUUCGGACAAACCAACUGAUAGCCAAUCUACUAAUAACGAAAAUAUUUCUGUUAACGAAAAAACUAAUCAAAAAGAAGAAAAAGUUUCGCCAGUUAAAAUAAAAGCAGAAGUAAUUAAAAAAGAUCUAGAUAUGAGUAUGUUUACAUCCAAAAUAGAUAUAAAAGAAGAAAAGGAUAAACCCGAACAAGAUCGUCUUUCCAAAAUUGAUGACCUUAAUGUCACACACGAAAACAGAACGUCUUUAAAUUUUGUGGAUAAGGUAUGUGACCGAAUUAAUCUAAGUGAGAUUAGCAUUAAACAGGAGCAACCCGAAGAAUUUAUAGAAAACGUUCAUCAUACUGUAAACGAAAGCCCUAAUACAAUGCCUGUAUUAGAAAAAAUUGUUUUCACUUCGACCCCUGCACCAAAAAUAAAUUCCGAACCUAUUACAGAACAAACCAUUGAAACACCUAAAUCGGCGUUAGGGGUUUCUAAGAAAAAUGAUAACAGUAUAAUUAAUAUACUUGAAAAAUUACAAGGAAGGUCAUCAGACAAUCAUUUUAGCAAUAAUCCAUUUAGCGACGACGAUGCUAAUGAUAAUGAAGAUCCUCCUCCAUUAAUCCACGUCAAUGAAUUAACCGAGUUGAGUCCUUCAAUUAAAGUGUUAGAAGUGUGCGGCUUGAUUAAAGUGAUUAAAACAGAUCAGUUAUCAACAUUUUACUGCCUUGUUGAUCUAUGCUCCUUUUCUACAGAAAACAAAGAUUCAUUUCAGAAACAUUGUAAAGAAAACCAUUUAGCGCUUGAUUUUAAGAAAUCUAACGUGUGUGAAACAUGUGGCGUUGAAAUUAUCUCAUCAUCAGAUGGUAGCUUAUUGGAAAACUUAUUUAAACACACAAUAACAGAUCACUCGGAUUAUAUUUAUAGUGAAGAAGUCAAUGAGAAUAGAACUAGUACUGCACCAAAACCUCAAAUGAUAAGACUUAGAAAAUUAAGUGGUGAUGCUCUAUCCAAUAAUCAAAAUUCUGAGAAAGAGAAGCCCGAUGAAAGUGUAAUUUGCAAUACAGAAAAACAUGUUGGUGUUUCAGAAACAACUAUUAUAAAUGCCAGAGACAUCAAAACUAAUGAAGUAGAGAAUAAUCCAUUCCCAUUCAAAAUUGCCGAGGUUGUAUCACUUGCAGAAACUCCAGAAAAUCCACCACCUCUUACCCCUAUAAAUAAACCAUUGCAGCUUGUUGUUAAAGAAGCCAAAUUAACAUCGACGGAGUUAGCAAAGCCUAGAAAAUCGACAAAAGCUAUUUCCAAGUUUAUUAAAGAAGUGGAAAAAUUGUAUAAGUGUCCACAAUAUUAUUGUUUAUUUAGCUCUGAUUCUGGUGAUGAACUACAGCAACAUGUAAAUACAGUCUGCAGUCGAACUGCAGAUAAAGAUUCGAUGGUUCCUUGUGUUUAUUGUGAUUUGAAAACUCCCUGGGAACAUCUUGUGGUUCAUAUUGAUAUAAGACAUGCAAACUGCAAAUAUGCCUGUCCGUACUGUCUAUAUAGAGCAUGUUUAAAAUCGUAUGUAACUUUGCACCAAGAGAGAGUCCAUCCGUAUCAAAAGUUUUCUGUAUUAACAGUGAAUUCAAAUAAAACUCAAAAGAAAUUUACCAUCACUGAUGCUAAGCUAGAUCCUAAAAUGUUAUGCAAACCAUAUCGGUGUAUACCAGGUUGCAAUUUGGAAUUUUUGUUUGAGAAUGAAUUUUCAGACCAUGUUAAGGAAGCACAUAAGAAUAACUUUUUUACUUGUGGUCAUGAAUCAUGUACCAGUCGAGUAACACAUGCAAAAUUAUUACAACACUGGUCAAUGUCUCAUAACGUAUCUGUAUACCAAUGUGGUUAUUGCACAAGCAAUUCUUGUGAAAUCAAAACGAUGUAUCAUCAUUUGUCAAAUAUACAUCCAAAUCUUUAUCCAGAAAUACUGUUUAGAUUUAUCAGUCCCAAAAUGCCACACAACGUGUUUAAUACUCCUGAAGCAUUUACGAAAAUAAGAAAAAUUGUAAAUAUUACAAACACAAUAUCAGAUAAUACAGAACUGAAGUUAAAAUUACCUAAUAGCCCAAGUUUACUAGUUUCUCCACCUAAAAGUAGCCCAUACGCUGAUUCAAAUAUUAAUUCUGCAGAUGCCAAUAGAUCUCCAGCAUUACCUACAACAUCAAGUCUUAUACCAUCCAAAUCUUCAACACCAUUAACAGAUCCUUUAGAUAUUGACACGUUGAUAGAGAUGCCGUCGCCUACAGCUUUAAGUGAUAAGAAAUUACAAAAUAUAAUGAUUGAAGAAUCCCCAUCAUCCAAGCAGAAACCUUCAGUUGAGCCAAUGCCUGAAACUUCUUUAGAACAAAUUAGUUUCAGUGGGGGAACGCAAGGAGAGAAAUCGAGAGAGUGUGAUGUCGAUCCUUUGGAAUUAGGAGAAUCUGUGAAUUCCCAGAAUUUUGGGGAUAGUUCUGAAGAUGAAAAUGACAAAUCAAAAAAGAAAUUUGGUCUUCUCGGUUACCAAUUAUUCAGAUGUGCAGCUUGUGAGUUCUCUUGUUCUAACUUAAAUGACUUCAAGAAACACAUAGCCAAGUCACUAUUGUGUAAAGAUAAAGAUAAUUCUAACAAGCCAUUUGUAUGCGUCCAUUGUAAGAAAUCUUUUAGAAAUUCCAAUAUUCUUUGUGAUCAUAUACAGUGCCAUGGCAUUCUUCGAUAUUCAUGUUCUCUUUGUGGAAACAAGUUCCCUACGUUUAGACAAGGAAGGGGCCAUAUGAAACAUCGACAUAACGUAAAUCAGACUACACAGACUGUUUUGAAUUCCACUAUUGCUUCAAAUGGGGAAGAAUACAUAAUUAAACCAAAGUUAUUAAUAGCAGAUCCUCCAGCAAAAGAAAACAUUUCAUCUGAACCUUCUUCGCCGAUUUCAACACCAGAACAUGUUUAUAAUCCUGGUGAUAUUAAUAAAAUUCCAAUGCGGUCCAUAUUCAGCUCAGAUCUGAGGUGUGGAACUUGUUCAUAUACUACAAAAGUUAGAACGAAUUUGAUUAGGCACCUGCAGUUCCAUUCGCAGGAAAUAUCGGUGCCAGAUACCGCACCAGUUAAUCCAGUACCGUGCUUAGGAAAGAAUGAAAAAAUGUUUGACAAAAUGGUAAAUUUGGCUUCCAGUUCUCACACAUCCAGCAUGAGGAUGGGUGGCGCUAAGCUUGAUAAAAAAGACGAUGAUAAGUUUCCGGAUUUUGUACCAUCAAGCUCCCGUUAUACUUGCUGUGCCAAAGGUUGUAAUUACAUUUGUCCAGAGGAGGGUAAUCUUCGCCACCAUCUUAUAGCGCUUCAUAGUGAAGAACUUAAAUUUACCUGCGUCCAUUGUAAAAUGAAAUUAAACCAUGCCGAUGCAGAUAAUAUAAUUAAACAUCUUAAACUACAUGGUUUACAACUUUAUAAAUGCCACUAUUGCGAUUUUGUUCACAAUCUGAAACAUAAAAUAGACAGGCAUAUCACGGAAUAUCACAAUGAUCUUGCACUGAAAGUUAUUACUCUAAGAUGCUUAGAAUCAGAACCGAAAGAUAUAGAAGAUGAAGAGAAUGCGCAUCCUGUAUCUACUCCGGUUUCCUCCAAGUUUAGUAAACCUUGGAGAUGUUGCAUGUGUAAAUCCAAAACAGUAACACAAGAUGGUAUUCGAAAUCAUGUCUUGGAAAAGCAUGAUAUUGAUUCUCAAUUUAAAUGCGCUCUUUGCAUAUAUAAGUCCAAUGACUUGAUUACCUUCCCAGGGCAUUAUAAGGAGCACCAUUCGAACCAAGAAGUUAACAUUAUACAGGUGUAUUGUAAGAUCGAAGAGGAAAAUAAAGAUGACAAAGAUACAGAUGUAUUUGACACUACUCCGUUAUGGCAACGAGACCGGCCAAGGGUUAGACAUAUUCGGGGUAUUCUGUUUGACGAAUCUACACCUGUACCUACAAAGAGCCUAAAGAAGGCAACUAAAGGUUCUGCUGUUACUCCUACGAAGAAAAUAACUCAAAUGGAAUCGGCUGUUCCUGUUCAACCGACACCUUCUCUAAAAUCUGACACUGACGAGUUGAUUGAAGAAAUAAACCAGUUAAUAAAAAGGGACUUGGAUGAUGAUGUUAUUAUUAUCGAUGAUGACGAGGUUAGGCCACAAACGAUAACAACCUACAGAAGGAAAACAAUAGAUUCGCCAGAAUUCAAAAAGAUUGAUAUUGAUGAACAUGGUAACGUAGAAAGCUCUAAAAUAGAUGACGACUUUAGCGAACAUAGUUUGCUGGACACAUUCGGCAGCUUCGGACUUCCAUUCCUAAAACAACUAAAGUGUCCCAAGUGUAACAAAUUUAAAUCAAAACGUAUAUCUGAUUUCAUUUUCCAUAUGUUCAAAGAGAAAGAAAUUAACAGAUACGCUUGCAAAAUAUGUUCUGAUGUGAGUGUUACAUACAAAUAUAUGUAUAAACACGUAUUGCAGCACCAACAACAAUUCGAUAUUAAUAAUAUAAUUUCUUUACCGAAAAAUCCAAGAUUAGAAAUAUGGUUACAAAAUUUAAUUAGAAUGCAGUGUAAUAUAAUUGUUCGUAGCUUAGCGGCUCCUAAAGAAAUUUCACCUAAUAGUACACCACACAAAGUCUUGUGCAGAUAUUGUAACAAAUGGUACCGAUCUGAGCAAGAAAGAAAUGAGCAUGCAAUAUUUCAUUGGAAAUGUAUACCAUUUAAAUGUAGCGAAUGCAGUUUUGAAGCGUAUACGCGCACUCACAUGACUCUACAUAUUACUUUACCACAUGGUAGAGGAAAAACUCCUUUUAUAAUUGCAGCUGGUCCAACAGUGGCCGGAGAGCUUCAGUACUCUGAUUUCUUACAUAUGAAAGAAGCUGAAGAGGAAAAGGAAAAAUCCAAAUUGACAACAUCACUUAAUCCUCCAACAAAGGUAAAUCAAACGGCUAUUGCACAAGUUCUAGUACCAGAAGUGGUUCGUCCUGAUAUGAUUGAUGAAUCUGAGCAAGACGGGACAGUCCAAGGAAUGGUUUUUCUGGAUGAAAGUAACGAUAAAGUGUCUGUAGAAGUCGCUGAUGAUCACCACGAGCCCUCAGAUGCUUUAGAUAUAUCAGAUUUGUUAAUAGUCUCCAAAACUGAUACCAACGUUCCCAACGAUGGCGACGUAUUUUGUUGUGAGUAUUGCCCGUACAUGUCCCAUUCUGAAAUGCAAAUAAGGUCACAUAUAUCUGGCCAACACGAUCACAUGCACAUUAAAUUCAAGGUACUGAAUAGACCCCAGUGCGAGAGUAAAAAGGAUGAUUAUGUGGCUUGCACCAUUUGUAAUGAAGUUGGUUCUGAAAUAACUAUUAGAGAACAUCAUUUGGAUGUUCAUGAAGGAGAAACAUUCUUUAUAUAUAGGUAUAUCUGUUGUUGCUGCCAAAAACGGUUUACCAAAUUUCAUGGGAUAAGGAUUCAUUUCAAUCGAAGACAUCCAGGAGUUCAAUUGAAAUGUAAAGAUAUAUUCAACAAGAUACACUAUUUCGAACCCGUGAAAACGAAAGUAUCAGAACCGAGUAUCCGUAAGAAUGUUGCACCGCUUUCCUUAUCAGGUUCGAAAAAAGAAUGGAAACAUUAUAAAUGUUCUUUAUGUAGAUAUGAAAGGGACUUUACUUCCAACGGUAUUGGAAAUGUAAGGACGCACGUGAGAAAUCAUUUCAAGGCUUAUAUAUGUGGCACCUGCGGAAUAAAGUUAAAAUCCAAAACAGAUGGUAGUUUUCAUUAUAAGAAGGAACACCCUAAUGUUGAGGAGAACAUCAUACAUGAUGAAGCUAUUGAAGCUUUAUAUGUCUCGACUAUGGCAACUAUUUGUAAAACAGCAGUAUCUGUACCAGAACCUUCUGCCCGCUCUGUUCCAUCAGCAGUAAUUAAAAAACAUACAGCGAGAAAAUCCACUUCGAAACCUUCAACUCUUCCUAUGGAAGAAUUUAGCUUUUAUGGAAAUACCGUAGAAGAUGUAGACUUAAAUAAAAUUAUGUCAAGUGUGGAAAUUAACGGAAUGCAUCUGGAUAUGUCUGCGGAGAGACUAGGUACUCUUUUCAAUUUACAUCCAUCCCUAAUAUUGGAAAGAUGUGAUGCACAUGUAGAUGAAAGUAAUGAAAUUGUUACAAUCGAGUUAUGACCUACUACACAAGAAGCCGCCGAUUCAUGACUUGAUCUAAAUGCGAUUGAUAUAAUUUUGGAUGAUUUGGGCGCAGACAGUUUAGAAUUAGAUAAUAUUGUACCUUCUGUGGAUACGCUUUUGAAUGAUAGUUUUAAGGAUGACGAAUAUUUUGAUAAUUGGUCAAUGUAAAAGGCAUUCUCAUAGUCAGGUAAAUAAAGUUUGGAUGGCAAAUACAUGUCCAAAAAUAAAAACUGGUUUUUAAAAUUAAUUGUUUAAGUUAAUUUCAUCGAUAUGUAAGUUUCAGAAAGUUCUAAAAAAGGAGGAGUAAUUAAUUUUAGUUGUUAUAUAAUUAGUGCACCUUGAAUGCAACAACUUUUACCUGUGAUGUACGUUAAUAUUUUUCAUUGUUAUAAUUAACCGAGUAAAUAUAGUAUCAAGUUGAUAGUAGGUAUAAUAAGACUUUGUACAUAGAAAUUAUUUGUAUAAUAUAAAAUAAAAUUAAAAUAA
Messenger RNA from Diabrotica virgifera virgifera (western corn rootworm), 12561 nucleotides. RefSeq lists its product as uncharacterized. NCBI's taxonomy places the organism in Eukaryota, Metazoa, Arthropoda, Insecta, Coleoptera, Chrysomelidae. The record is from RefSeq and is a predicted model, not a curated record. Gene Ontology annotation, molecular function: RNA polymerase II transcription regulatory region sequence-specific DNA binding; DNA-binding transcription factor activity, RNA polymerase II-specific. Gene Ontology annotation, biological process: regulation of transcription by RNA polymerase II. The coding region runs from base 286 to 12072 and encodes 3928 amino acids. The transcript is spliced from 17 exons.